Messenger RNA from Rosa rugosa (rugosa rose), 614 nucleotides. RefSeq lists its product as uncharacterized. The record is from RefSeq and is a predicted model, not a curated record. The transcript is spliced from 4 exons. NCBI's taxonomy places the organism in Eukaryota, Viridiplantae, Streptophyta, Magnoliopsida, Rosales, Rosaceae. The coding region runs from base 89 to 457 and encodes 122 amino acids.
GCCAGAAGAAAGGACCCCCUGUUGACGACACUCUUCUAGCCUAAGAAACACCGCGGCGUCGGCUUCUCCAGUGUCGAAGCUGGAGUGGAUGCCAAAGAUUGCAUCAAGAUCAAGGAUUCGAGAACGCGUGCUGCAACCCACGGUGUCCUCCUCUCUACUGCUAGCAUAUCUGCCUGAUAAAAAACGGGAAUAUGUGAUUGAUGAUGAUGCUCUAAGUCAUGCUUCCGAGCUUUCAGUGGAAGGAAGAGAUGAUAUCACUAAUCUUGAUGAGUUGGUCAAGGAUUACAAAAGAAACAGAAGACGUGGAAUGCUCGGAUGGUUUAAACUGAAAGGUUUUAGUUACUCUCCAGAGAUGCAGCAAAAAGUAACUAAAACAUUUUCUGGAGCAUGGAGAAUGAGAGUAGCUCUUGCCUGUGCCCUUUUCAUUUCACAAUAUAAUGGACUGGCAUUCCUUUGAUGUGAGUGAUGAUAGUAUUUCAUUGAGUUGUAUAGUUUCACGUUUGAUUUUAGUCUACAUUCAUGUCAGACAUUGUUUCAGUAGUUAGUUAUUUGAAUUCUAUAUUUGGUGGCAAUUAUAUGGAUUGAUAGUAUGUACCACCGAGAACUGAACUUUG